Molecule: messenger RNA, 1692 nt
Organism: Anisakis simplex (herring worm)
Lineage: Eukaryota; Metazoa; Nematoda; Chromadorea; Rhabditida; Anisakidae
Source: the annotation of a GenBank genome assembly
AUGCCUCCUAAAUCUCGCGCAGAUUUGAAAAAAGCCGAAGCCGAGCGUUUGCAAGCACUCGUCGUCGAUCUGCUACGUGAAGAUGAAAAUAAAUAUUGUGCUGAUUGUGAAGCUAAGCAGCCUCGUUGGGCAUCAUGGAAUUUAGGAGUAUUUUUAUGCAUUCGAUGUGCUGGUAUACAUCGUAACCUUGGAGUGCAUUUGACGAAGAUUAAAUCUGUUAACCUUGAUUCGUGGACAGCCGAACAAGUUCAGAGUAUGCGAGUGAUGGGUAAUGCGAAAGCGAAAGCUGUAUACGAAGCUGAACUGCCGGAUCAUUUUCGACGACCGCAAACAGAUCAAGCGCUUGAAUCAUUCAUCAGAGCUAAGUACGAACAUAAACGAUACAUGCUGAAAGAUUGGUCUCCUCCUCGAGUGGAUAUCAAUGAUCUGCCCCCUCCACCCGAAAAGCAUCGACAUAAUGAUCGCGUGAUUAAAACUGGCUCCUCAAAGGUAACAAUACCACUUGGUACAACUGAGAAAUUGAGUAGUAUACCAUCACCGUGUGCGACGCAGUCGAUGACACCUCAGCCUGUUAACUCCAACGUCGAACCUCCUUUGUUGGAUUUAGCUUCACCAUCUCAGCCUCCUACUAUCAGUUCUAACAAGCAGUGCUCGGAUGAGUUGAAAAAUAGUGCGUUGUGUUGGGAUGAAGAUGCGGUUGAUAUGACAUCUUCAAAUGGAUUGAACGUUGAGACGUUGAAUGCACCUGCAGCUGCAGACCCUUUGGAGGAUAUGUUCGGACCGAUUGUGAGCGCAGCCCCAAUAAAUUCGUCACUCAAUCUUAACACAGAUUGUGCAUCAACGUCGGAAAGGAAUGAGACAACCAAACAGAAUACUUCUGCUAAUAAUUUAGGUGAUUUGGCAUCCAUCUCACUAACAUCAACUUCUGAAUCCGAAAAGAAGAGUAAAUCGGAUAUAUUGGCAUUAUUUGAUUGUGCUCCGAAGUUGCCAAUCAGAACAGCGAAUCCGUUACAGCAGCAUCAGCAGCAGCAGCAAAUGCCUGCUCAGUUCACACAGAUGAAUACAUCAAACGAGAUGAACGGUAUGUUCGGUGCAUUUGGAACAUCGCAAUCAGCUCAAAUGCAAAUGCCGCGACAAGUCGGCGGUUUCUAUGCACCAAACAUCAUCCCACAUUCUCAGCCUGCGUAUGGACAGUUCACAAAUCAGAUGAAUAAUGCGAUGCCAGCAAUAGGUACGUUUAUGAGUCGUGAAACAGCAGCUGCAUUUGCCGCAGCAUCUCCGUUCGCUAAUCCGUCGAUGCUCAAUUCAUGUGCAUCAACAAACCCAAAUACUACUUCUUCUACUAUCCCAUCGUCAACGAACGCCAAUAUUACGGCUUCAUUCGAUGCCUUUGCCGAUCUUCAAUCACUUCAAAUGAACAGUUUGUCAACUUGUGAUACGUCCAUCUCGGGUGGGACGAUUACCAGUGGAUCUGCUACUCUAAACCCGCAACGGUUGCCACCGUCUAAUCUAUAUAAAAAUAACCCAGCUGCUGGUGAGCAGUUAUCGCUUUCCACUUUGCCACAGGACUCAGUUCCGAAAAUAGGUACAUUCGUUGCCGACUUCAGUCGGCUUGGAUUGGGGCAUGGCGAUGCGCAAAUGGGUGCUGUUGAAGAGAAUCCUUCACAGGCAAACGCUAGUAUUUGGGAUUGA